UGCAUAUAUGUAUAUGUGUGUACACACAAAUAUAUAUAAGUAGUGCUGCUGGAUAAGCGAUUUAACACAAUUUCUUUAUCCUCCUCAACGUCCAAAGCGUGCAACAAGAUUAGGGUUAUUCUUUUACAUGCAACAAUGGAUCAUCAGAAACAAGGUAAAACAAAAAACAAGAUCCUGAAGUUUCUACCAAAAGCUGCUUCCGGUGUUUCUUUUCACAGCCGUCCUUACAGCCCUAACAGAGAAGCCGCCGCCAAGCUUAAAGCUCAAGGGCGGCGAGGGUUUUCCGGCCCCUUAAUGAUUCCAGAUCAAGUCCGAAGAAAACAGAGAAACGGAAGCUUUGACGGUCAGACACAAGAGGAGGAGCCGACUUCGCCGAAAGUGUCGUGCAUGGGACAGAUCAAGCACAAGAAGCACAUUAACAAGAUAAAUCGCGUUAAUUUGAUCCCUAAAGAUCGUCAAAAAUCAAAGCCUCCGGCACCGUGGUCGCCGCGUGAGAUCAAGAAGCACGGUUUUCAGUUCCGGAGGAUGUUUAGCAACAUUAACCCCGGAAGAAAAUCUGAAUCUGAUGCCAGUGAUCUUGAUCGUAGUCGGACGGCUCCAUCUCUUCCGGAUAUGGCGCCUUCGUUGAAUCAGAUGAAGAGAUUUUCAAGCGGACGUGGCCAUGCGUUCGAAAACUUCGAUUGGGAAUCUUCUCAUAAUAUUAUGAAUAAUCAUCGCGAUUAUUCGGAUGAAGAGAGAGAAGACAGCGAUGAGAGGGAAGAAGAUGUUAGAAUCGCAUUCUCAGCGCCUCUAGGGAUUGGAGGAAGAAAUCAAUUUCAUCAAGUUCCUUUGCAGCCAAAGAAAGAAAUCAAUCUAUGGAAGAGAAGAACAAUGGCACCCCCUAUUCCUCUAGAAUUGAAACCCAUGGUCUAAUUAAAUUGUUCAUAAUUGUUUCGGUUUAUCAUACAUUCUUUUUUAGAUUAGGGUUCUUUUUGGGUGUAAAAUUUUAUGGAAAAUUAUGUUAAUACAUACACAUGUAUUGGACAAAAGUUAGGAUCCAUAAGAUCUUUUUGGCCGCACGGUUUA
Messenger RNA from Malus domestica (apple), 1065 nucleotides. RefSeq lists its product as uncharacterized. NCBI's taxonomy places the organism in Eukaryota, Viridiplantae, Streptophyta, Magnoliopsida, Rosales, Rosaceae. The record is from RefSeq and is a predicted model, not a curated record.